AGCCACACACUAGCUUUAUGCAGAACAACCCAUAGAAAAGAGCAUCACACAGACAUACAGUACGCUCCAAUGGACAGUUUUGUUGGUAGGUGUGAAAACCAAUGUGACCAUUGCAAGUAAAGUGAAAUUGUUAAGUCUUGGAAAGAUUGUAAGGAAAACAGGUGAAUUGGAUAUUUCACUUUUUCAUAUUGAGGGAAGACUGCUGAGUUUUUCUCUUCAUAUUGUUUGUUCCAGUGAAUUUCACAUCUUCAAAAUCAAAACUUCAAUCAAAGGAGGUACUGCUGGGUGUGAGGAUGAACAGCAGCCAAUCAAACCUGUCUCUGAAGUGUGUGCGUGACACCAGUGUCACAGCGGUGGUCUUCCCCUGUCUCUACAGCGCGCUCUUCCUGUUUGCUCUAAUACUCAACUGCCUGGCUGCAUGGAUCUUCUUCAACAUCCGCAGCACCACCACCUUCGUGGUCUACCUGAAGAACGUAGUGGUGGCGGAUCUGCUAAUGACUCUGUCCAUCCCAGUGAAGGUCCUUGCGGACGCCGACGUGGGCUCCUGGCGUCUGCGUGCGUUCUACUGUCGCUACUCUGCCGUCCUCUUCUACACCACCAUGUACAUCAGCAUCCUGCUCCUGGGGCUCAUCAGCCUUGACCGCUACCUCAAGAUAGUCAGGCCCUUUGGGAAGUGCGCCCUCCAGAGGGUCGGGGUGGGACAGGCCUUGAGUGCGGCCAUCUGGACUGUGAUGGUGUCUCUGGCUCUGCCCAAUGCCAUUCUGAGUGACCGCACACCGCCGCCCUCUGGUGGCCGGCUGAAGUGUACCUCUCUGAAGGGUCAGGCCGGCAUGCUGUGGCACGAGGGCUUCAACUACUUCUGCCAGGUGGUGUUUUGGGGCACGCUGGUUCUGAUGCUGUUGUGUUACACCUUCAUCAGUCGGAAAGUCUACGAGUCCUACAAAGCCUCGCGUAGCGGCUCCAAAGCAGCCAGCCGCAGGACCAAGGCCAAAGUCUUUGUGGUGGUGGGGGUGUUUUUCAUUUGUUUCGCCCCUUUUCAUUUCGCCAGGGUGCCCUACACUCUCACCCAGACCCGAAACAUAGCCAACCACUGUCGGAUGCAGAACGCACUCUACGUUGCCAAGGAGACCACUCUCUGGCUGUCUGCCGCUAACGUGUGUCUGGACCCGCUGAUCUAUGUGUUCCUGUGCAGGGUGUUCCGGAAAAGAUUGACAGCCACACUCAAUCGCAAGCCCCUCCCCCAGGGCGGUUUGGAGUUGCCCACGGCAACCUCCACUCAGCUGGCUAUGUCACAGAUGGUGCAUAACAGAAUGUUGGAUGUCAGUUCGGCCUAGAAGCACAACGGACAUGUUUUUUUAUUUUUAGCUCUAUUAAAUUGUAAAUAUAUUUUGGCCUGAUGUUACCCCUGGACAGGUUGUGACCAGAGUAAAGCCUUCAAAACAUCUUUGGAUAAGUGGCUCUGUUGCUAAGACAAUCUUGCACGUCUAAUAGGCUAUAAACAGCAGUGAUCCCACAUCAACUCUUUGAUAGCCCAUGUGUGGCGAGCAUUCUGGUACAAAAUGGCUGGUGUGACAUCAGAUAAUCAAACUGCUGCAGGGCUCUCUAAGCAUCCUGUUUACCAGCCACAAGAGUCAACACAGGCUGAUGUGUCGGUCUCUGAUUAUCGCUAAGUCAUCCUGUAUUUUUCUUCAGCGUAGCUCACUGUCAGCUCUCACUUCCCUUUCUCUAAUCUGUCCUUCAUUUCACCAGGAAGGAAAACAACUUGACUGAGCGCUUUUAGAUAAUGUGAGUGUGACAAUGUAGAACACAUGCUUACGAGAUGGUGUGUUGUCUGUGUGUAUAGUAUAGGGUGACGCAGUCAUGAGUUAAAAUCAAUUUACAAUGUACAUGUUGUUGGAAAAGCACAUUAUCUCACACACGACACGCACACAUGCAAACAUCUCAAGACACGCACACAUGCAAAUACACUAUAUAUACAAAAUAUAUAUGUGGACACCCCUUCAAAUUAGUGGAUUUGGAUA
This is a messenger RNA of Coregonus clupeaformis (lake whitefish), 2021 nucleotides long. RefSeq names its product P2Y purinoceptor 13-like. Lineage: Eukaryota; Metazoa; Chordata; Actinopteri; Salmoniformes; Salmonidae. Gene Ontology annotation, biological process: negative regulation of adenylate cyclase activity; G protein-coupled receptor signaling pathway. The coding region runs from base 294 to 1334 and encodes 346 amino acids. Gene Ontology annotation, molecular function: G protein-coupled purinergic nucleotide receptor activity. The record is from RefSeq and is a predicted model, not a curated record. The transcript has 4 exons. Gene Ontology annotation, cellular component: membrane.